Molecule: messenger RNA, 2865 nt
Organism: Myxocyprinus asiaticus (Chinese sucker)
Lineage: Eukaryota; Metazoa; Chordata; Actinopteri; Cypriniformes; Catostomidae
Gene: gins4
Product: GINS complex subunit 4 (Sld5 homolog)
Exons: 7
Coding region: 250-924 (224 amino acids)
Biological process (GO): DNA-templated DNA replication; double-strand break repair via break-induced replication
Cellular component (GO): GINS complex
Source: RefSeq, a predicted model, not a curated record
GUUGUCGUUUUUUGGCGCGAAAUUCCACAGGUUUCUUUCCGUAUAAUAUAAAUAGCGCGAAGACAGUAAUUCAGUUUUAGGUUUCUUAUGAAGUAAGGACAAAACUGCACCGUGAGUGUCGUUUUUAGCUGGGUUUGUUCACUGACGACACAACUAGACUUGCACUCCGUUGUCAGUUGGCAAAACUUUAGUGUGCAAUCAAUACUGGGUUUGUUGUAAGCUUUCGUUAGGCUGUUACAGUAUAUCACAAUGGCAGAUGCUCUGUCAGAUGCUAGUGAUCUCAGUGGAGGAGAGGAGAGUCAAGAGGAUGUGAUGACCCCAGCAGAGCUCAUCACCAAACUGGAGGAGGCUUGGCUGAAUGAGAAGUUUUCUCCAGAACUGCUGGAGAACAAAUCAGAGCUGGUGGAGUGUGUGAUGGAGCAGCUCACACACAUGGAGGAAAAUCUCCAGAGGGUGAGGAAAGGUGAUGUGAAGGCCAGCAUUCACCGCAUGGAGAUCGAUCGUAUCCGCUUUGUUCUUAGCAGCUAUCUUCGCUCAAGACUCCAGAAGAUAGAGAAGUUUUUCCCUCAUGUUUUGGAAAAGGAAAAGUCACGUGCAGAUGGGGAUCCUUCGUUUUUGUCUCCCGAGGAGUUUGCCUUUGCUAAAGAGUAUCUGGCCAACACAGAGGUGUACCUUCGAGCUGUGGCUCUGAAACACAUGCCCCCAAACCUGCAGAGCAUUGACACGAUGAAGGCUGUUCCUGAGCCAUGUCUGGACACGUUUGUGUUCCUGAGAGUGAAGGAGAGGCAGGACAACAUCCUUGUGGAACCUGAGACCGAUGAGCAAAGGGAGUAUGUUGUGGACUUGGACGAAGGUUCUCAGCAUCUGAUGCGUUAUCGCACUAUAGCGCCUCUAGUGGCCAACGGUGCAGUGCAACUUAUUUAGAACCUCUGGAACAGAAUGAGGACGCCACAGAGGAACAUAUCAUCUCUGUACUCUGGCCCCUUACGUGACGGAUGCAAAGCUGAUGCCCAACUCUGUACAGACAAUAGAAAGUUGCUAUCAUUUGGACCUUGAACAUUCACCUGUGUUUGACUCAAAAAGCAUUGAUCUUUUUAAAAUGGCAAAUUUGCAUCACAAAACUGUCAUGAAAGAGAGGUAUCUUAUUACUGAGCUUAAAAAGCAUUCUGACAAAUAGACAUGUACCAAAACAACACACUGCAGUAUUCCUAUGGACAAUGCUUAAGACAGUCUGAACUGACUUGGGUUCUGUUCUUGCGACUAUUUAAUCAAUUAUUGAUUGCUCAGUUAUUGCAGAAUUAACAAUUCAGUCAGAAGCUGUGUUUUUUUUUUUGUUUUUUUUUCUGUUAAUGGGUAGUUGUUGGUUUGCAUAUACAUGUUUUUUUUUUUUUAAAUGAUCACCGUGGUUGUGCUGGUUUAAAAUAAAAUUGUAUUAUUUAUGUUUCCAUAUUGCGCCAUCAUGCUUGUGCUGUCUGGCUUUAGUUUUGGCCACAUUUCAAAUGUAUGCACGUCUGUGCAUUAUAUAAGGAAACAUCAACCAAGUGGCAUUUAUUUUAAAGAAAGAUAUAAGAAAUUUUAAUCACAGAUUUUUACAAAAAUAAGUGUAUUAAAAAAAUUAAUUAUAACCAAUUUUGACAAGAACUGGUUAUUUGGUCACUUUCUGGUUGUCAAACAUUAGUGGAAUGUGUCCAUAGUUAAUGGACGACACCUGUGGUUACUCCUGUGUGACCUUGAGAAUUAAUGACUUUACAUCUGCUAAAAAUCACCUUGAGAUCAGUUGAUUUAUAAAGUGAAAAAAUAAGAAAAGCUCUAGCAUCAUUUGUUUGUAGAUCACACUUGGUUUGAUAUUUUGUUAUCUAAUGCAAUACAAUUAAUACAUUAAGUGUGACUUAAAUAUCCAACAGUGUCCAAAGACUUUUUGGGGCCACUAUAUUACAGCUCAUGCCAGCAGUUGUACGUGACUUCUGCCAUGUCUGUGAGAAACACAAUAAAACAGCUGUGUUGGAUGACUUUUGCAAUAUUGAGCAUGUACGUGAGCAUUCUAUUCCACUGAGUUGUGUACUUGGUAUUUAUGUCUGAAAGGUUCACAUAAUGAAACUUCUAUCUGCAAGUCAAAACCGGUAUCGUUCUUACUCCAGUAUUAUGAAAUAGGUGGAAUCACCAAGUCCACAUUGACACAGUCUUGUCUAGGGUCAUGACUCACAUCUAGAUAAACCUCUAUUGUCAAAGAAAUGGCCGACUAAACCAAGAACUCUAAAGCAUGUAUAAAAUCGAGUUUAUGUACUGUAAAAUCAAAGUAUUUAACCCUCCUAUUCUGAUCAAGUGCUUACUCUUCUGUUCUUGGUCAUUUUUGACCGGACACAGCACAGGUGUUUUUUUUUAUUUAUUUUCUUAAGAAAUGUACUUCUUAUCUGAAGUAAAAACAAUAAAAUGAUGCACUUCUUUUUGGAAUUUUAUGGUUUUUAGAACUUAUUCACAUAUAAAUUCUCAAUGUCACCAUUAAUUUGCAUAUGCAAUUUAGCAAAUUUACAGUAUGUAACUUCACAACAGUAAAAACCUAGCUGAAAAAGAAAAUAUAUGAAAAUGUGUCUUGUAUUGAGGGCAGCUUGCUGCCAUCUGGUGAAAAAAGAAAAAUAUGACUUCAAAAUCAUGUUAUGACAAUAAUAGCCAAUAGAUGGCUGCAGUGUUCCAUGCAGCCACGUACUGUGUAGUAAUCCUAAAUUUAAUCACAAGUUAUAAUUUAAACAUUUGCAAACUAUUAUUUGUCAAAGUUUAGCUUUUGUUUUUGUAACUGUUUUGAAGUGUCAGUUUUUGCAAUAAUGUCACAUUAUGCUUACAGUCAAACCUGAUCAGGUGCUACAAAGA